AUGUUCUCUGUGUCAAAGAGAUGCUCCGGAAAGGGUGGGAUGAAAAGAUGGGGGUUCAGCAGUAUGCUUGCAUCCCACCGAAGUAUAUGUUCUGCAGGUCAAAGAGAUGCUCCGGGAAAGAAUGAGCGGGAUGAUAGUGGCUCCGUGCAGUGGGCGGUUAUUUGUGGUAUCGGCAGUACUUUGUACCAAGAUUAUCGCCAUCAGGCAGAUGUGUGCCAUGCCUUCCAGCUAUUGAAAAGAGGAGGUCUAAAAGAAGAGAACAUUAUUGUUUUUAUGGACGAUUCCAUAGCCCAGCAUCCAUGGAAUCCGAGACCCGGUAUUUUAAUCAAUCAUCCUGAUGGCAUUGAUGUCUAUGCUGGCGUGCCAAAGGACUAUACUGGCGAGAAUAUGACAUCCGACAACUUCUAUGAGGUGCUUCUUGGCAAUAGAAGUAGUGUAUGUGGUGGCAGUGGGAAAGUCGUGGAUAGUAAACCCAACGACUAUAUAUUCAUAUACUUCGCUGGUCAUGGAUAUACUCUUAAAGAGGGUGGAGCUUGUCUCGAGAUGCCGUUGGAUGACAUUGAGGCCCCUCUAUUAUUUGAGGUCCUAAGACAGAAAAAAGCGUCUGGUAGUUUCAAAGAGAUCGUUCCUAAUUUCUUUAUGGAUUUACCCGAAGACCUGAAGACUUAUGUUGUUACAGCAUCAGACAUAGAUGAAGGUAGCUUGCCCUGGUACUGUCAACGGUCAUUAGAGAGUCCACCUCCACCGGAUUAUGAGGUAUGCGUGGGGGAUCUGUUCAGUAUAUCUUGGAUGGAGCACAGCGAGUCUCAUGAUCGUAAGGCGAUAACAGUGGGAAGACAAUUUGAGGAGGUGAAGGAGAGAGUUGGCAACCCCUACAAAGAUGCUACCACUCAUGCCAUCAAAUUAUCCCCCCCUCAUGCCAUCAAAUUAUCCCCGCAGCACCUUUUUCCACCCACUGUCAGGGAGUUUGGAGACAAAAGGAUCCGGGAACGGAAGCUUUAUUUGUUCCUAGGAUAUGACCCGGAUGGGCCAAAUCUUAAGUACUUAUGGGCAAGUGCGAUAGGUCCUUAUAAUGAAAUUGUCAUUCUUGGAUCCGUGGCAGCAUACAAUAUCCAUGGACAGAUGCUGCUUGCCUUGCAUUUCACUCUAACCCUUGUUUUAUCAUUAACAACCUUCUCUAUACCCACACAUCUUUCAAUUGCAUAUCUGGUUACAGCUUCCCUGAAUCUAUAG
This is a messenger RNA of Lycium ferocissimum, 1233 nucleotides long. Its product is annotated as vacuolar-processing enzyme beta-isozyme-like. The record is from RefSeq and is a predicted model, not a curated record. Gene Ontology annotation, molecular function: cysteine-type endopeptidase activity. Lineage: Eukaryota; Viridiplantae; Streptophyta; Magnoliopsida; Solanales; Solanaceae. The transcript has 10 exons. Gene Ontology annotation, biological process: vacuolar protein processing. The coding region runs from base 1 to 1233 and encodes 410 amino acids.